AUGCAAGAAAAUGUAUUGCGCUCAAUUUUAUUGUUUUUCGAAUUUCGUUCAGCAUUAUCACUUAAAGAAAUUGUCAUUUCUGUGUCAGAAGUAAGAAGUACAUACAAGGAAAAAAAUGUUCGACAAAUUGUUCAAUUACUAUCGGAUGCAUCCUGUUUUCAACGAGUACGAGGAUUUCACCACCGUUUAUUAAUAAAUCUUGAACAAAACUUUCAAAAUUAUGAAAGUCUUCGCAAUGCUUAUGAUGUACAAUUUAUUCGAAGUGCUAUAGUAUUUGGAUUUAAUACAUCACCCGAAGUAUGGUCGAAAUUAUUGUAUGGUACUGAAGAAAAUGAAUUAUCAAUGGAAUUAAUUCUUAAUCAAUUGUCAACCAGAUAUUCAUUUUCAAAAUUAAUUGAACAAUUCGAAAGUCUUGUACGAUGUGGUGAUGAUUCAUCUAAACAGUUAUUAAAAAUAAAAAAAAAAUUUAAAGCUUUAUGUCAACUUGAUUUUACAAAUGAUAAUCCAAAACAAAUUUCUAAUAAUGAAGUAUUUUAUUCAACUUGGAUAAAAAUUACUUCAUCAUUAAACUCGAUUAAACAUAUUUUAGAAUUAUUAAUUAAUUUUAAUAAACAAAAAAUAAAUAAAACUUCACAUCCACCAAAAUUAGUACUUGAAGGUAAUAAAUGGAUUGUUGAAUAUUAUUCGGGUCGAUCUGAUUUAAAAAUAACUGAAACAAAUAUGAUACAUACAAUAUAUGUUUAUAAAUGUUCAAAUUCAACAUUAAUUGUUCAUGGUAAAGUUAAUUCAAUUACACUUGAUCAAUGCACAAAUGUUGGCAUACAAUUUACAUCAGUUGUAUCAUUAGUUGAAUUUGUUAAUUGUUGUCAAAUAAAAGCACAAGUAAUGGAAAAUGUACCAACAAUACAAAUUGAAAAAACUGAUGGUUGUCAUAUUUAUUUAUCAAAUUUAUCACUUAAUACAAUAUUUAUAACAUCAAAAUCAUCUGAAAUGACAAUUAAUGUUCCAUUUGGUGAUGGAGAAUAUAAAGAAUAUCCAAUACCAGAACAAUUUAAAAUAUGUUUACAAGAUGGAAACAACUCAUUACUGUACCAAAUGAAUCAUCUGGUUUUUAAAAACAGGGGAUAUUAA
Molecule: messenger RNA, 1131 nt
Organism: Rotaria sp. Silwood2
Lineage: Eukaryota; Metazoa; Rotifera; Eurotatoria; Philodinida; Philodinidae
Source: the annotation of a GenBank genome assembly